This is a messenger RNA of Jatropha curcas, 2046 nucleotides long. RefSeq lists its product as uncharacterized. The record is from RefSeq and is a predicted model, not a curated record. Lineage: Eukaryota; Viridiplantae; Streptophyta; Magnoliopsida; Malpighiales; Euphorbiaceae.
CAAGCAAAGAUGACGUAUAGACCACGAGAGAUGAUUAAUUCUUCCCAUCUUUUACUCUUCACUACAUUUUCGCUCUAAUCUAAAUCAACUUCGCCACCAAAAAAUCUAUCUCUAUCUUUUUCUUUCUGUUUUUUUUUAGGGUUUUCUCCUUCUCCUCCUUCUUCUUCAUAUCAAGAAAUGCAGCCUAGUUAUGGCGUACCAGACAUCCACCGUCACCAACAAAACCAGCGACUCCAUCACCAAUUCAUUAAAAAUGACGAUUGUUGCUCAUCUGUUUUCCCCAUUUCGAACCCAUCUCAAAAUCUAAACCAUUCUUUUCAACAAAAACAACAACCAGAACAACAGAUAUUCUUGCAGCAGCAGCAACCAACCAUUACCCAUCAAUUAUUCCAAAAUCAACCUCAAUACCAACAUUUUAGACCAUUUCAACAACAGAUAUAUCAGCAUCCCCAAUCAACACAUCCACCUUUUUUUCCUGCUAAAUUCAAGUCGGAUCUUGACAACGACAAAAAAGCUACUACAGAUUUUCUUAAUGGCGUGACUCAUUCUUGGCAUCCCCAGGAAGAUUCUACCUCCAUCAAGGAACCCUUUUGGGUGGAUUACUGUAAAUGUGGCAGGAAACAGCUGAGUAGAAGUAAUUGUGAAAAUGGAGAGCAAGAAGCUGAUGAAAGAAACAAAAAUAAGUACCGUAAGCCCUUGGGCACAAGGGAAGUCGAUGAAAGGUGGAAAGAUUUGGAGAACAAAUAUAGGCUAUUUGGUGAACUUGAAGCUAUAUACAGUCUUGCAAAGGUUGCUGAAACUAAUCAAACAGGUUCUGGCUCUGCUCUUACUGGAGAAAACUCACCAACAAAAAAUAUUGCUGCUCUUUCAUUGCCGUUUACUGCAAUUCAUGCCCAAAAUAUUGCUAAUGCAAGUGCUACUUCUAAUCAUGGAUCAGAUAACUCCACUGGGGAAGAAUCUUCAUUAAGAAAAACCCAAAAAAGAUUGAGAAAAAGGAAAAUGAAGGAGAAAUUGACUUCCAUGGCUGGUUUCUUUGAGAAUCUAGUCAAACAGGUUAUGGAUCAUCAAGAAAUGCUGCAUAAGAAGUUCUUGGAAGUAAUUGAAAGAAUGGAUAAGGAAAGGACAGAGAGAGAAGAAGUUUGGAGGCGAAAAGAAGCCGAAAAGUAUAAUAGAGAAGCCAUUUCUAGAGCACAUGAUCAAGCUUUAGCUUCAAAUAGAGAAGCUCAAAUUGUUUCAUUUGUAGAAAAAAUUACAGGCCAAAGGAUCGAUCUUCCUAUUAGAAAAACCCAUCUAUUGCUCCAGCAGGAAGUUCCAAAAGAACCCAACGAAGAAUUGAUAAAAGGUAGUGAUGCUCAAAAUAGAUGGCCUAAAAAUGAAGUUGAAGCUUUGAUCCAAGUUAGGAGUGGCAUAGAAAGUAAGUUUCAAGAACCCGGCUUAAAAGGUCCUCUUUGGGAAGAAGUAAGUUACUUAAUGGGCACAAUGGGUUAUCAAAGAAGUGCAAAAAGAUGUAAAGAGAAAUGGGAGAAUAUUAACAAGUAUUUCAGAAAAGCUAAAGAAAGCAGGAAGAAAAGGGCUCAACAAUCCAAAACUUGUUCUUAUUUUAAUCAAUUGGAUCAGCUUUAUUCAAAAGCAGUCGUAAAUUCUUCUCCUUUGAUUAGUAACAGUGAGAUUGGGAUUGACAAGGAAGGUUAUUCGGAGCUUUUAGAAGCGUUUAUAACGGGGAGUGCGGCAAAUCCUUCAAGGUUGGAAUUUGAUGGAAGCCAUGAAAUGGAGAAAGAAGAAGAAGUUGAGGAUGACAAUGAAGAGGAAGGAAGUGAUGGUAAUGAUAAUGAAAUUGGAAUGGUGAAUUAGAUAUGUUUAGAAGAACUGAUUAAUUCUUUUUUUUUUUUUAGAUGAGUUUUUAGAGGCUAAACGGUAUUAUUCAAUUUCUUUUGAAUUCGUUUGAUUUUGAAUUUAUUAUUAGGUUUUGGUCGAAAGGAUUAAUUACUAGUAUGUAUGGUUAUUUGAGUUUGAAGCAAAAAGGAUGAAUCUUUUAAAGGUGAAAAA